AUGGAAACCGAUGAUGGCAGCUUGUUUGAAGUUUCCCUUCCUCUAAGCAUUGUCGUGGAACACAUCGGAGAUGGCGUGAGAUGCCUUGUCGAAGGCGACGAAGUGGUCAACGCUGGUCACGUAAUUGAAUGCAGCGUUGUUGCUGCCACAUGCCAGUCUGCGGGCCCUCUUCAUAUAAUUGCGUUUGUUUUGCGAUCUUCCGGACUUCAUAAAGAACCGCACAAGGUGGACCUGAUGCUUGAAAACUGCGCGAAAGUUUUACAAAUCAACUGCACAUGCCCAGCCGGAGCGUCUCACAAAUGCAAGCACUGUAUUGCUGUGCUACUUCACAUAAAUAGGACUCAGAAGUUGACCAUGUUGUCAUCAACGGAUCUCCCUCAGUCGUGGGGACAAAAUGCAAAAAGCACUGUAAAGCAAAGAUAUGCUCCUACGCCUGCGCAUAAACUACCUUGUUGCCGAAAGGGUCCAGUACAUCGUGCAGCCCAGAGGAACUGAACAGCCAGCCUGCAGCUGGGGCAAGCAAACAACCCACAGCAAUGCUUAAUUUAAUUAGGACAACGGACAAGCAAGACUUUGACUGCUUUCUGGAAGAAGCACGCGCAGUUUACAAUCAGAAGACUGUAGCAGAAAUAGAGAGAAUCACUGCAGGACAAUCGACCAAUGAAGAAUGGUUCAAAUACCGCAGGGGCAUCGCAAGCAGUACACUGUGCCAUUCAUUUAAAACAAAGGCGAAAAAGCUAAAGUCAGAGCCAUUGCCACAUAACCUCAGUGGCCUAUGUAAAUCAGUGUUAAGAGCGCAUGUGUUUCAGACUGAGGCCAUGAGAAAUGGCCUUGCAAAAGAGGGUGUAGCAAAAGAAAUGUACAAAGAGGUGAUGCAGCGUUAUGGUCACAGCGUUACAAUAGAGGAGACUGGUUUUUUCAUCUGGAGCGAGUUUCCACUGAUUGGCUGCUCACCAGAUGGUGUGGUACAUUUUGAGUGCACUUGCUGCUCAGGAAGGCAGGGACUACUAGAAAUAAAGUGUCCACAGAAACUUAAGAAUGCGUUCAGCAAAGAUAAUCCAAAACCCAUAUAUAUGACGCAAAUGCAAGUCCAAAUGGGUGUGCUUGGUAUUUCUAAGUGCGAUUUCUUUGUGUACGAGUCGCAAGAAGU
Ornithodoros turicata is the source of this 1150-nucleotide messenger RNA. RefSeq lists its product as uncharacterized. The transcript is spliced from 4 exons. The coding region runs from base 1 to 495 and encodes 164 amino acids. NCBI's taxonomy places the organism in Eukaryota, Metazoa, Arthropoda, Arachnida, Ixodida, Argasidae. The record is from RefSeq and is a predicted model, not a curated record. Gene Ontology annotation, molecular function: zinc ion binding.